Labrus bergylta (ballan wrasse) is the source of this 1628-nucleotide messenger RNA. RefSeq lists its product as uncharacterized. NCBI's taxonomy places the organism in Eukaryota, Metazoa, Chordata, Actinopteri, Labriformes, Labridae. Gene Ontology annotation, molecular function: GTP binding. The record is from RefSeq and is a predicted model, not a curated record.
AGUGUGUACACAGAGCUAUCAGAUAGUCAGUGAGGAAGAAAGUUCAGCCAGGGAGACAUUUCUCGAAGACUUUCCGGUUGACACUCAGGAUCCCUGAUGUAGUGUCACUUCUUUUCAGGAGAGAAAAAACACCAGCAGCCACGAGAAAUAUUCUACAACCAAGACUGUCAUCAUGGAAAGCUGGCAGCAAUCAGUUAACGCCUCAGCUGAACUGAAUAUUCUGCUGGUUGGUCCGAGGCGGACGGGCAAGAGCUCUACUGGUAACACGCUGCUAGGCGGGGGGCCGAUUUUUGACACCAAAGGAGGCGGAGCCAGCACAGCUGCCAGCGCCAACACUGUUGGACAUAUCGUGACCGUUGUGGAUGCACAAGGCUGGGGCUCAUCUGAGGAGUUUGUGCCCCGGGAGGAAAAAGUUGAACUGAUGCGGUCGUUGUCUCUUUGUGGACUCAGAGGACCUCAUGUUAUUCUGAUAGUGAUCCCUCUACUGGACUUUACUGAGCAGGAACAGAGAGCGGUGGAGAGGAGGAUGGAGAUGCUGACCCCCUCAGUGUGGAGACACACAAUGGUGUUAUUCACAUGUGGAGACUUGCUGGGGGGCAGAGGGCUGAGUGUCGAGGAAUGCAUCCAAUCAGGAGGCCCUGCUUUGCAGUGGCUGCUGGAGAAAUGUCACAACAGAUACCAAGUGUUUGACAACAAAACUGCAAAUAUUGGCAAGCAGGAGAGGAGAAAGCAGGAGGCCCAAGGAAGUGGGAAGAAAAAGGAGGGGAGAUGGUGGAGGAAAAAUGAGGAGGAGGUGGGGAGGAAGAGCAGAGCAGGCGAGGUAAAUGAAAGAAAGGCGGGAGAGCAAGAGCAGGUGAGUGAGCUGUUGGGUAAAGUGGAGGACAUGCUGCAGGAGAACGGAGGAUGGCACUUCUCCCUCCACAUGUAUCAGAGGAUUGAGGAGGAGUGGUGCCGCAGAAAGCAUUGCCUGAGGGAAGAGCAAGAGAAGCAGGAGGAGGGUGAGGAGAGGAAGAUGAGUAGAGGGGGUGAUGAAGAGGAACAAGAGAGAGUAGCGAUGAGCAGUGACGAGGACAGAUGGGAUUCAAGCUCAGACAGCGGAGUAGAGAGAGAGGAGGGUGAUGAUAUGAAAACUGGACUGAUUGCUCCAUUCCGGUGGUCAAAGGUUAGCCUUUAGCCCAAUCAGAGGGCUGGCGUAAAAGAUUGAGGGUCACAUGAACUGUUUUUAUUUCCAGCUGAAUUCAAUGGAAACAGUGACUGGGACAUUUAACAUAUGUGGCCAUCAGUGACACAUGCUGGGACAUGAAAAUCAGUUUUCAUCAGAUGAUCAUCCAGAAACCCUGAAAAUUCUCACACAGUGCUUCAAAGGCAAGACCUUCAGUUUUCUCAGGGAUGUGGUAACUCUUCCCGAUACUCGAACAGUUUGUCAUUUUGGGGCAUGAUGUUUGUACAAUAAGCAUGAAGAUAAAGCCAGAAGCUAGUUAGCCUAGCUCCUCUGUGACCAAUGAGGAUAUGAUAUGUUCAUAAUGUUCAUAACAAAUGAAAAGAUGGCGGCUAGUAUAGCAUGCUCACUGCAUCUUAAUCUGUAUAUUAUUAGUAUAGCAUGCUCACUGCAUCUUAAUCUGUAUAUU